AUGACGAAAUUGCUAGAAUCCUUAAUCACUGAGCUGGACAAUUACUUUAUUGUAGAUGUUGGGCAAAUUCAUCCUACAGCUGUUGGUUUGCCAUUUGAAGUAAAUGCUAAUGCUUUCUUGGGAGUACAUGGCUCAUGGAAGGCAAAAUUAGAACUAUCUCAAGAAGAUCUCAGUGCAGCCAAAUUGCAAGCACUGCUUGACAGCAACAUUGACACCCAUGGUCAGGGAAUGUUAUCCUGGGGAAUUCACACAGACUUUAUGGAGAGUAAGGUGGAAAUUAAUGGCAGGAUCCGUUCAGAAGGUGAAUUCAGACUGAAUGUUUCGCUGGACAUGCCACAAAAAAGAUUAAAAGCAGAAGUUGGUGGUCUUCGUGAGAAGUUUGAGGCAAUAACCGCAAGACAUGAGGCACAUGUUGUAGUAAGGUACCCACGUUUUGAGAAAAAGGCUCCAAUUCUUCCAGAGGGAUUUGAUGUCGACGACUUGGAUGAAGGGUUUGACACAGAGAAAGGCAACAUCAAACAACAAGCUAAAGGUGGCCACAGACCUCAGGAGCCUUUGGACAGAUGUUUGCCUUUAGGUUUGGUCCCAAUAGAUCUGUGCUCGCAAACCACCAAGAAAACAGGAUAUCUUUCUACUGAGAAUACAAUACUGCAUGUGUUAUGCUCAGAACAUGAAAUGAAGUUUUCGGUCAAACCAGGUGUUCCUAUGGAGAAGAUCCAGCUAGAUGUCCAACUAGGCCCUGGAAAAAUUAGGAUGAGAAGAGAAGCGGUACUAGAAGAAGAAGAAGAAGAAGUGGAAGAAGAAGAAGAAGUGACAGUAAAAGAAAAGGUGGCUGAUACCAAAUAUCAGAAGAAGCCAUUCCAGGAUACCAAACGCCCAGAUCGGGAGACCAGCUCUUCCUCUGAGUCUUCCACUGCUGCUCCUCCGGUGAAAAAGGGACAAGACCAAAAGAAAGGUGAUACCACCAGCAGCAGCAGCAGCAGCAGCUCCACUACCGGCAAGGACAGCAACAGUGAGGAUAGCAGCCAAAGCAGAAGCAGCAGCAAUGAGAGCAGCAGUGAGAGUAGCAGCAGCAGGAGCAGCAGGGGCAAAGGGUCACUUCAUUGUGGAACAAAGGACUCUUCCCAGCGCCAGUCCAGAGAUUGUUCUUCCAGCAGCAGUGACAGCAGUGAUAGCAGCAGCAGCAGCAAGAGCAGCAGCAGAGAAAGAAGCAGCAGAGAGAGCAGCAGCAGCAGCAGUGACAGCAGCAGCGACCGCAGCAGCAGCGACCGCAGCAGCAGCAGCAGCAGUGACAGCAGCAGCAGCAGCAGCAGUGAUAGCAGCAGCAGCAGCAGUGAUAGCAGCAGCAGCAGCAGUGAUAGCAGCAGCAGCAGCAGUGAUAGCAGCAGCAGCAGCAGUGAUAGCAGCAGCAGCAGCAGUGAUAGCAGCAGCAGCAGCAGUGAUAGCAGCAGCAGCAGCAGUGAUAGCAGCAGCAGCAGCAGUGAUAGCAGCAGCAGCAGCAGUGAUAGCAGCAGCAGCAGCAGUGAUAGCAGCAGCAGCAGCAGUGAUAGCAGCAGCAGCAGCAGUGAUAGCAGCAGCAGCAGCAGUGAUAGCAGCAGCAGCAGCAGUGAUAGCAGCAGCAGCAGCAGUGAUAGCAGCAGCAGCAGCAGUGAUAGCAGCAGCAGCAGCAGCAGCAGCAGCGAGAGCAGAUGCAGCGAGAGCAGUGAAAGUGAUGAAGUUUCCAAGAAGGGAGCUCCAAAAGAGAUUCAUACAUAUUCUUUCCGAUCUGUGAAGAAGCCAGGAAAAGAGCAAUCUGAUUUCCCUUAUGAUUCAGACUCUAAGCGGGAACACAAAAAGAAAGGUUCCUUGGACUCCAGCAGCGAAGAAGACAUAAAAGACUCUUCCUUGGAACAAGUUCUGUCUGCUCGUCUCCGCAUCAUCCGUUAUGAUAAGAAGCAAGAUGGACUCGAUGCUGUAGUGUAUGCGGGUUUCUCUGCAGUAAAAAUGACAGUGAAAAACAUCACCCGGCCAAGCAAGCCAGUGAUGUGCUUUGAAUAUGUGGCGACCGACCCUCAUAAAAUAAAGUCAUCCCUGAGAGCUGGUUGGGAUUGCAAAGACUAUAGUGUCUCAGCAGAAUUAGAGACUGGUUGGUUUGCUGAAAAGCCAGCUCUUCGGUGGAGGAUUAGGUAUCCUAAUGCUCCUGAAAUAGUGGCUUAUGCUCUAGAAAAGUAUGUUGCACUGUUCCCUGGACUUGCCCACAUAGCAGGCUUCUCUCACAAAGUGCAAAAGAACCCUUCUCAAGAAGUUACAAUGAUUGUGGCUCUAAAACAACCAAGCGAGUGUAUCAUGAUCAUAAAACUGCCAGAUGAUGUCCUCUACAAUGAAAACUGCAUACUUCCAUUUUCAGUGCCCUUGGAUCCCAAAGUCAAAACUUCAAAAAUCUCAGAUAUUCCAAAAUUGCUUCUUGCUAGUCUGAAUGGUGUUUGUACAGUACAAGGUAAAAGAAUUACAACUUUCAACAAUAAAAUCAUUACCAAAGGAUUUCCUCCUGACUGUUACAUAAAUAUGUUAGGAGACUGUACUUGUCAUAAGAAGCUGAUGUUGCUGAUGAAAUAUGAAUCAAGAUACAAUAAUAGUCUUCAAAUAGAUAUCCGUACAUCUGACCUCCAUAUAAGUCUCAAGCAGCGCAAUGGUGAUCUCAUUACAGAAAUAAAUGGCACUAAAAUACAGGAUACAGAACUCCCUGUUAGACUUAAAGGUUUGCCUUUUAGAAUGAAGAAAACGUUAAAUAUAGAGGAUAUUAGCCUGCCCGCAGAUGGACUUGAACGACUGAUAUAUACUGGAUAUUCUGCCAAGUUUGUAGUUAAUCCCUUGAUAGAAAAUUCAUGCGGUCUCUGUGGAUGGUAUGGUUCAGAGACAGGGAAGUUUCGGAGACCAAGUGGCCAUUUAGCUAAAGACGAACCAAGCUUUGUUCAGUCAUGGGUGGUCCCUGAUGAAUGUGGUGGAGCCUGUAAACUGCGACACUCAACAGUGAGACAUGAGAACCCAGUCCUAAUUAGGCAAGAAAAUCCACAGUGCGCUACCAAUCUUCCUGUCACACGCUGUGGAAGGCUGCUCAGCCACUAG
Messenger RNA from Python bivittatus (Burmese python), 3105 nucleotides. The record is from RefSeq and is a predicted model, not a curated record. NCBI's taxonomy places the organism in Eukaryota, Metazoa, Chordata, Lepidosauria, Squamata, Pythonidae.